UCAGGCUGGGGUCAGUUGAGAAUUGCAUUAGAACCGGAAAGAUGCGCCUAACACUAUUGCUGCUGAUAAUUGUGGGAGCCGUAUGCCUAAGCUUGGGCUACGGCCAGCCAUUGGAGGAUGAUUCAGUUAAGGAUGACAAUAGCGAGCUAUCGCUGCUAAGUCUCGCCGAUCAGGGCGAUCAACAUGGGAACGAAGGCGCUCGAGAGGCCCGUGCAUUUGGAUAUGGACGUAGAGGAUAUGGUCGAGGUGGUUUCGGAUAUGGGGGAUAUGGUCGUGGUGGUUUUGGAUAUGGAGGAUAUGGCCGUGGUGGCUUUGGAUAUGGAGGAUUUGGCCGUGGUGGCUAUGGAUAUGGAGGAUUUGGCCGUGGUGGCUAUGGUCGUUAUGGCUAUGGCCGUUAAUCUGGAGUGGAUUUUUAUUAUCAUACCACAAAAAUAAAUAUUUU
Molecule: messenger RNA, 442 nt
Organism: Drosophila arizonae
Lineage: Eukaryota; Metazoa; Arthropoda; Insecta; Diptera; Drosophilidae
Source: RefSeq, a predicted model, not a curated record